AUGGUUCGACUAUUCCCUCUCCGUAUCUACAACCGUCUACCUUCCUCCUUCACCGAGGAUAUGGAGGCUGGCCUUACAUCCGAUACCUUCGAUCUAUCGCAGAACAUCAGCGACAACGAUACUCGCUCCGGCCUCGAUGCCGCUAGCAAGCGAGAGAUCCUUAAGUUGAUGAAGACCAAGAAGAUGAACUUCGACGAGGCACGGACACAGUUCUUGACCAACAAAAUGGCAAAGAACGGUAUUGGCCCAGACGGCAGGCCGUUGGAUCCUAGGGCUGUCUUCUUCUCGUGA
This is a messenger RNA of Orbilia oligospora ATCC 24927, 291 nucleotides long. RefSeq lists its product as uncharacterized. The record is from RefSeq and is a predicted model, not a curated record. Lineage: Eukaryota; Fungi; Ascomycota; Orbiliomycetes; Orbiliales; Orbiliaceae. Bases 1 to 291 code for a protein of 96 amino acids. The transcript has a single exon.